GUGAAACACUCCGAGAGGCAGCAACGGGUUGAAUGAAUGCAACUCUGUUCCAGCCUGAGCAUCUAACUUUUGCAAAUCUUGAAUGAUCAUGGAGAGGCCCUCAAAGGGAGCGUAUUUCCUUCUGCUCCUCUGCUGGCUGGGGGUUUCCUGGGAGGCCCGUCUUCCCCACCCCCUCAUCUCUUCCAAUGCGACCAUCUUCUCCCACGUCUACACAAUUAAGGUGGCCGGAGAAGACACGCCGAACGAGGGCGCCUCCCCACCUCCCCAAGAGGCCUUAGGCCCUCCUGGAUCUUCCCGAGGAGGGGCCCAGUAUGAACACACCCUGGAAGGUUCAGAUCAAGAGCACGUGGUUUUUACCCACCGCAUCAACCUCCCGCAACAAUCGUGCGGGUGUCCCCCUGGCACCAAAGAUACCCAGGAGCUUUGGAGAAGGCUGCAGGCCCUUGAGAAUGACGUGCGGAUCCUCCAGGAAACGUGCCACGCUGGGGGAGGCUGUUGCCCUGCUGCGUCCACCAGCAGUCAAGCCAGCGAAGGCCAGACAGACAUUCAUACGUUAUGUUCUCACCACGGAUCCUUUGACCUCUCUCGUUGCCUGUGCGAAUGUGAAUCAGGUUGGGGCGGUCCCACCUGCGCUGAGCCGGUCUGCUCUGGAGGCUGUGGGGGCCCAGAGCGUGGCAGAUGCAUCAACGGGCACUGCCAAUGCCAGCCUGGCUACUCGGGGGUCAGCUGCGAAGAGCCGCCAUCUUGUCCUGACGACUGCAAUGAUCAAGGGCGCUGUGUGGAUGGCCGCUGUACCUGCUUCCCAGGAUAUAUGGGCCCCUCCUGCUCCGACCCAGUUUGCCCCCAGAACUGCCAUGGACAUGGCCAAUGCGUCUCAGGAUGGUGCGUGUGCAACCCAGGUUACAGUGGUGCAGAUUGUGCCACCCGAGCUUGCCCUAGCAACUGCAACCGGCGUGGAGAAUGUCGUAAUGGGCACUGCGUGUGCGAGCCAGGCUUCACCGGGCCGGCCUGCGGCACCAAGACUUGCCCCAAUGAUUGUAACCAGAGAGGCCACUGUCUUCAGGGAGGGGUGUGUUCCUGCCACCCAGACUACACCGGACCCGACUGCGGUCAGCUGGCAUGCCCGGAGCACUGCAGUGGCCAUGGAGAAUGUCAGAAUGGAACGUGCGUGUGCAACAGCGGCUAUUCGGGCGAUGACUGUUCAGUAGAGAUUCCAUCCAUUGGUGUCCGUGUUUCAAAUCGAGAUGAAACGUCUUUUCGCCUGGAGUGGAACUACCCUGAGAUUUCUGUGGAUGGAUAUGAGAUCCACGUGGCACCCAUGAAGGAUCCUCGGGCAGGUGAAUCCAUACACCUACCUGGCACCCAAAGGACCUUUGAAUACAAAGGAUUAAAACCAGGGGAGGAAUACAAAGUCACCGUUCGGGUAGAAAAAGGGCAACACUACGGACCCCCUGUCACCCAGACCGUGCGUACGCGAGUGGCUCCUCCCACCGGCCUGCAGUCAUCACAAGCGUCGGGAAACUCCCUGACCUUGCAGUGGGAGACACCUACCUCUCGCCCUGAUGGCUACAUCCUCAGCUAUGUCCCUCUGGUUCCCACUCGACCCGCUCCAGCCAUGAAACGUAUAGAGUUGCCUGCAGCCCCUGAGCGUGUCACCCUGGAAGACCUGCAGAGCAGAACGCGAUACCGCAUCACCUUGGUUGCCCGUCAGAGUGGUGAGAACAGCCGAGCCACCAGCAUUGUGGUCAGCACCACAGCACCAGCUCCAAUUCAACCAAGUCGCCAUUACUUCACACCGCCGCCCACUUCCGAUAAAAAGCCAGGCACUUCCUCUCCUCAGCCUGAAGAGAAGAAACCAGGCACAAAACCACAUUUGGGUCGCCGCCCCACCAACACUACCUUACUGACCAAGGAGCACUUCCUGAAGAGAAUGACCCAGAAUAUCUCAUCCAAACUGUCCCCAUACAACGGGACCCUCCUUGAGCGGCUCGAGAGCUACCUCCGGGCCACCAAUUUCCCUCUCCGAGGCAACCAAACAAUCCAGAGCAUCGCCAGGGACAUCUACCUCUACCUCAAACGGAUGAAGCCCAUUGAAUUUCAAGAGAGGGUGGAAGAACGUCUUGUCCAAGAAACCAGCAAUUUAACUCUGAAAAAGGAAUUCCCAAUAACCGAAGCAGAGAGCGCCUACUCGGAUGGAUACCUUCGUCCAGACCAUGCCAAGCCAAAGGUGGUGACCAGCUCCUCAGACCACAUUGAGGUGUCUUUGGACAGCGUGAGGGGCAUCUCUGACCACGUGGUCAUCCGCUACCGAAACACGGUGACUGGAGAAAGAAAGGAGUUAGUGGUCCCUGGGGAUGCUUCCACAGCGACCAUCACCGGAUUGUCACCUGGAACAACCUACUUGAUGGAAAUUCAUGGUGUCAUGAAAGGACAUUCCUCUAAGUCAUACUCCUUUAUAACUGCCACAGCUCCAAGUUCACCAACAAAUGACAAGAUCCAAACCAUUGCCACACCCACCUCAACACCUGAAGCUCCACUGAAGAACCUGCAAGUGACUGAAAUCUCUCCAAACCAUCUCCGUGUGACAUGGUCAGCCCCGCCUGGUUUCUUCCAAAAGUUUUACGUCUACUAUAGGGACCCCAAAUCUGGGGCACCUCCCAAAAAAAUCAGCAUUCCGGGGACAGAGAGAAGUGUUGACUUAAUGGAUUUGCAGCUUGGUACAGAGUAUGAAGUAGAGUUACAUGGAGAGAGACCUGGUGGAAGCUACAGCGCUCCCUUCUCGACCAAAAUGAUUAUAGCUGCAGUUCAGAAACCAAAAAAAGAGAAACCAGAUGAGACCAUAGGGAUUAAGCCCAGCCUGGGGGAGUUCUCAGUCCUGGAUGUCACAAGCGAUACUAUCCGUCUUUAUUGGACCGUCCCCACUGGGAGCUUUGACUCCUUCCUCAUCCAGUACAAGGAUGCAGAUGGUCAACCCCAAGCACUGCCUGUGGAAGGAGGCUCCAAUGAAGUCACAGUGACUAACUUGGUUCCUUCUCGUAGAUACAAGUUCAACCUCUAUGGAGUCUCCGGGCGCAAACGCUCCAGCCCCCUCUCCACUGAUGCCACCACAGCUCAAAUCACAGAGCCUGAGAAGCCAGGUUCUUUCCAAUCCAGCCUGGGAGAACUGUCAGUGCUUGAUGCCACAAGCGAUUCUGUCCGACUCCAUUGGACUGUUUCUACAGGGAGCUUUGAUUCCUUCCUGAUCCAGUACAAAGAUGCAGAUGGCCAGCCCCAAGCAUUGCCUGUGGAGGGAGACUCCCGGGAAGUCACGGUGACCAACUUGGUUCCUUCACGCAGAUACAAAUUCAAUCUCUAUGGAGUCUCAGGGCGCAAACGCUCCAGCCCUAUCUCUACUUUUGCCGCAACAGUCCCCUUUACAGAGACAGAGACAGAGCCAAUUCCUGUUCAACCCAGCCUGGGGGAGUUUUCAGUCUUGGAUGUCACAAGUGAUACUGUCCGACUCUUUUGGACUGUCUCCACUGGGAGCUUUGACUCUUUCCUGAUCCAGUACAAGGAUGCAGAUGGCCAACCUCAAGCUUUGCAAGUUGAGGAAAGCUCCCGUGAAGUUACUGUGACCAACCUGGCUCCUUCUCGUAGAUACAAGUUCAACCUGUAUGGAGUCUUUGGGCGCAAACGCUCCAGCCCCCUCUCCACAAAUGCCAUCACAGUUCCCUUGGCAGAUUCAAAGGAACCAGUUCCUAUCCAACCCAGCCUGGGGGAGCUCUCAGUUUUUGAUGUCACAAGUAAUUCUGUCCGACUCUAUUGGACCAUCCCCACCGGGAGUUUUGACUCCUUCCUGAUCCAGUACAAUGAUGCGGAUGGCCAACCCCAAGCGUUGCCCAUAGAUGGAGGCUCCAAUCAAGUCACAGUAGCCAACCUGGCUCCUUCCCACAGAUACAAGUUCAACCUCUAUGGAAUCUCUGGGCACAAACGCUCCAACCCCCUCUCCAUUGAUGCCACCACAGCCCACAUUACAGAUACAGAGGAGCCAAUUCCUGUGCAACCCAGCCUAGGGGAGUUUUCCAUCCUUGAUGUCACAACUGAUUCUGUCCGACUCCAUUGGACUGUCCCCACUGGGAGAUUUGACUCCUUCCUGAUCCAGUACAAGGAUGCUGAUGGCCAACCUCAAGCGUUACCUGUGGAGGGAGACUCCCGUGAAGUCACGGUGACCAACCUGGUUCCUUCUCGUAGAUACAAGUUCAACCUCUAUGGAGUCUCUGGGCGCAAACGCUCCAGCCCCUUGUCCACCGAUGCCACCACAGCCCGCCUUACACAUUCAGAGGAGACAUAUCCUGUGCAACCCAGCCUGGGGGAGUUCUCAGCCCUUGACAUCACAAGCGAUUCUGUUCGACUCCAUUGGACUGUCCCCACUGGGAGAUUUGACUCCUUCCUGAUACAAUAUAAUGACGCAGGCGGCCAACCCCAAACAAUGCCUGUGGAGGGAGGCUUCAAUGAAGUCACGGUGACCAACCUGGCUCCUUCGCAGAGAUACAAGUUCAAUCUCUAUGGAAUUUCUGGGCGCAAACGCUCCAGCCCCCUCUCCACUGAUGCCACCACAGACUCAAAGGAGGCAAUUCCUGUCCAACCAAGCCUAGGAGACUUCACAGUCCUUGAUGUCACAAGCAAUUCUGUCCGCCUCCAUUGGACCGUUCCCACUGGGACCUAUGACUCCUUCCUGAUCCUAUAUAAGGAUGCAGACGGCCGAUCCCAAAUGUUGCCUGUGGAGGGAGACUCCCGUGAAGUCACAGUGACCAACCUGGUUCCUUCCCGCAGAUACAAGUUCAACCUCUAUGGAGUCUUUGGGCACAAACGCUCCAGCCCCCUCUCCACUGAUGCCACCACAGAAGAGCCAAUUCCUGUCCAACCCAGCCUUGGAGAAUUCUCAGUCCUUGAUGUCACGAGUGAUUCUGUCCGUCUCCAUUGGACUGUCCCCACCGGGAACUUUGAUUCUUUCCUGAUCCAGUACAAGGAUGCAGAUGGCCAACCCCAAGUGUUGCCUGUGGAAGGAGGCUCCAAUGAAGUCACCGUGUCCAAUCUGGUUCCUUCACGCAGAUAUAAAUUCAACCUCUAUGGCAUCUCUGGGCACAAACGCUCGAGCCCUCUCUCCACAGAUGCCACCACAGUUUCAAAGGAGGCUAUUGAUGUCCAGCCCAGCCUAGGAGAAUUCUCAGUCCUGGAUGUCACAAGCAAUUCUGUCCAUCUCCAUUGGACCGUUCCCACCGGGAGCUUUGACUCUUUCCUUGUCCAGUACAAGGAUGCGGAUGGCCAACCCCAAGCAUUGCCUGUGGAGGGAGGCUCCAAUGAACUCACGGUGACCAACCUGGUUCCUUCUCGCAAAUACAAGUUCAACCUCUAUGGAGUCUCUGGGCGUAAACGCUCCAGGCCCCUCUCCACGGAAGCCACCACAGGGGAGACCACUUCUAUCCAACCCAGCCUGGGGGAGUUCUCGGUCCUGGAUUUCACAAGCGAUUCUGUCCGUCUCUAUUGGACUGUCCCCACUGGGAGCUUUGACUCCUUCCUCAUCCAGUACAAGGAUGCAGAUGGUCAACCCCAAGCAUUGCCUGUGGAGGGAGCCUUCCGUGACAUCACAGUGACCAACCUGGCUCCUUCCCGCAGAUACAAGUUCAACCUCUAUGGAGUCUCUGAGCAUAAACGCUCCAUCCCUCUCUCUACUGAGGCCACCACAGCUCACUUUGCAGGCUCAGAGAAUGCAACUCCUCCUCAACCCAGCCUAGGAGAGUUCUCAGUCCGUGAUGUCACGAGUGAUUCUGUCCGUCUCCAUUGGACCGUUCCCACCGGGAGCUUUGACUCUUUCCUAGUCCAGUACAAGGAUGCAGAUGGUCAACCCCAAGCGUUGCCUGUGGAGGGAGGCUCCACUGAAGUCACCGUGUCCAACCUGGUUCCUUCACGCAGAUACAAAUUCAACCUCUAUGGCAUCUCUGGGCGUAAACGCACUGGUCCGCUCUCUACUGAUGCCACCACAGAUUCAGAGCAGCCAAUUCCUGUCCAACCCAGCCUGGGGGAGUUCUCAGUUGUGGAUGUCACAACGGAUUCUGUCCAUCUCCAUUGGACGGUCCCCACUGGGAGAUUUGACUCUUUCUUAGUCCAGUACAAGGACGCAGAUGGCCAACCCCAAGCGUUGCCUGUGGAGGGAGGCUCCAAUGAAAUUACGGUGACCAACCUGGUUCCUUCUCGCAGAUACAAAUUCAACCUCUAUGGAGUCUCUGGACGCAAGCGAUCCAGCCCUCUCUCCACCGAUGCCACCACAGCUCAGAUCCCAGAAGAGCCAAUUCCUGUCCAACCCAGCCUAGGGGAAUUUUCCAUCCUUGAUGUCAAGACUGAUUCUGUCCGUCUCUAUUGGACUGUCUCCACUGGGACAUUUGACUCCUUCCUGAUCCAGUACAAGGGUGCAGAUGGCCAACCUCAAGUGUUACCUGUGGAGGGAGGCUCCCGUGAAGUUACUGUGACCAACCUGGUUCCUUCCCGCAGAUACAAGUUCAACCUCUAUGGGGUCUCCGGGGGCAAACGCUCCAGCCCCCUAUCCACCGAUGCUACCACAGCCCACCAUAUACAUUCAGAGGAGACCAAUCCUGUCCAACCCAGCCUGGGGGAGUUCUCAGCCCUUGACAUCACAAGCGAUUCUGUCCGACUCUAUUGGACUGUCCCCACUGGGAGCUUUGACUCUUUCCUGAUCCAGUACAAGGAUGCAGAUGGCCAACCUCAAGCUUUGCCAGUUGAGCGAGGCCUCCAUGAAGUCACGGUGACCAACCUGGCUCCUUCUCGUAGAUACAAAUUUAACCUGUAUGGAAUCUUUGGGCGCAAACGCUCCAGCCCCCUCUCCACUGAUGCCACCACAGUUCCCUUGGUAGAUGCUAAGGAAUCACUUCCUAUCCAACCCAGCCUGGGGGAGCUCUCAGUUGUUGAUGUCACAAGCAAUUCUGUCCGUCUCUUUUGGACCGUCCCCACCGGGAACUUUGACUCCUUCCUAGUUCAGUACAAGGAUGCAGAUGGUCAACCCCAAGCGUUACCUGUGGAGGGAGGCUCCAAUGAAGUCACAGUGACCAACCUGGCUCCUUCCCGCAGAUACAAGUUCAAUCUCUAUGGAAUCUCUGGGCGCAAGCGCUCCAGCCCUCUCUCUAUCGAUGCCACCACAGCCCACCCUACCAACACAGGGGAAUCAAUUCCUGUCCAACCCAGCCUAGGGGAGUUCUCGGUCCUGGAUGUCACAAGCGAUUCUGUCCGACUCCAUUGGACUGUCCCCACUGGGAACUUUGACUCCUUCCUGAUCCAGUACAAGGACGCAGAUGGCCAACCCCAAGCGUUGCCUGUGGAGGGAGCCUUCCGUGACAUCACAGUGACCGACCUGGUUCCUUCUCGCAGAUACAAAUUUAACCUCUAUGGAGUUUUGGGGCGCAAACGCUCCAGCCCGCUCUCUACCAAUGCCACCACAGCCCACAUUAGAGACUCAGGGGAGCCAAUUCCCAUCCAGCCCAGCCUGGGGGAGUUCUCAGUCCUGGAUGUCACAAGUGAUUCUGUCCGACUCCAUUGGACGGUCCCCACUGGGAGGUUUGACUCCUUCCUGAUCCAAUACAAGGAUACAGAUGGUCAACCCCAAGCGUUGCCUGUGGAAGGAGGCUCCACUGAAGUCACGGUGACCAACCUGGCUCCUUCCCGCAGAUACAAGUUCACCCUCUAUGGAGUCUCUGGGCGCAAACGCUCCAGCCCUCUCUCCACCGAUACCACCACAGCCCGCCUUACAGACUCAGAGGAGGCAAUUCCUGUCCAACCCAAACUAGGAGAAUUCUCAGUCCUGGAUGCUACAAGUGAUUCUGUCCGACUCCAUUGGACUGUCCCCAUUGGGUACUUUGACUCCUUCCUGGUUCAGUACAAGGAUGCAGAUGGUCAACCCCAAGCAUUACCUGUGGAGAGAGGCUUCAAGGAAGUCACAGUGACCAACCUGGCUCCUUCUCACAGAUACAAGUUCAACCUCUAUGGAGUUUUUGGGCACAAACGCUCCAGCCCACUCUCUACCGAUGCCACCACAGCCCACAUUAGAGACUCAGGGGAGCCAAUUCCCAUCCAGCCCAGUCUGGGGGAGUUCUCAGUCCUGGAUGUCACAAACGAUUCUGUCCGUCUUCAUUGGACGGUCCCCACUGGGAACUUUGACUCCUUCCUGGUCCAGUACAAGGAUGCAGAUGGUCAACCUCAAGCGUUGCCUGUGGAAGGAGGCUCCAAUGAAGUCACAGUGACCAACCUGACUCCUUCUCACAGAUACAAGUUCAACCUCUAUGGAGUCUCCGGGCGCAAACGCUCUGGGCCCCUCUCCACCGAUGCCACCACAGCUCAAGCCACCAACUCAGAAGAGGCCAUUUCCAUCCAACCAACCUUGGGAGAAUUAUCUGUCCUGGAUGUCACUAGCAAUUCUGUCCAUCUCUAUUGGACCGUCCCCACCGGGACCUUUGACUCUUUCCUCAUCCAGUACAAGGACGCAGAUGGCCGACCCCAAGUGUUGCCUGUGGACGGAGGCUUGCGUGAAGUCACCGUGACCAACUUGGCUCCUUCCCACAGAUACAAGUUCCUCCUCUAUGGGGUCUCUGGACGCAAUAAGAUCCGUGUCCUCUCGGCUGAUGCCUUUACAGCAUCCACCACAAAGAAGGAAGCGACACCAAAGCCCUCUUUAGGAGAACUCUCCAUCUCUGAGGCCACCAGCAACUCUGUUCUUCUCUCUUGGACCAUCUCCACGGGGAGCUUUGACUCCUUCCUGCUCCAAUAUAAAGAUGAGGAGGGCAGAACCCAAAGGCUGACUGUGGAGGGAGAUUCGCGUGAAGUCACCGUUUUGAAUCUGGCUCCAUCCCACAAGUACAAGUUCAACCUUUAUGGAAUUUCUGGUGAAAAACGUAUUGGUCCUCUUUCUUCUGAAGCCACCACAGCUGAACCAGAGGAGGAAGAUGAGGAGAAACAGCCGACUUUGGGAGAACUCUCCAUCUCCGAAACCACCAGCAAUUCUCUUCUCCUUUCCUGGAGUGUCCCAACGGGGAGCUUUGACUCCUUCCUGAUUCAAUAUGAAGAUAGAGCUCUGCAGAGCUUGCCUGUGGAUGGGGCUUCUCGUGAAAAAAUGGUCUCCAACCUGGCUCCAUCUCACAGUUACCAGUUUGACCUCUACGGCAUCUCUGGUGCCAAACGCCUGGGCCCCAUUUCCGCCAAGGCCUUAACAGCUCCACAAUCUCCAAGUCAGGGCACAGAGGAGAGUGGAUCUCCCAGUCCAUCUCCAAAUCCCAGUUUCGGGGAGCUCUCGGUGUCUGAUGUCACCAGCAAUUCUGCCCGGCUCUCUUGGAACAUCCCUGUGGAGACCUUUGACUCCUUCCAGAUCCAAUACAAAGAUGCGGAAAACAAACCUCAAAUGGUUCCUGUGGACAAGGGAACCAACACCAUUGUGAUCUAUCAUCUAGUACCUUCCCAUAGGUACAAGUUCAAUCUGUAUGGCAUCUCUGGACGCAGGCGCUUUGGACCAAUCACUGCCAGUACCAUCACAACAGCAGCAGACAAUGAAAAGCCCCCAGGUGUGCCUGGAGAUGUGGACCAGGAGGUGCCUGCUGGGAUAAGACCCCGCUUGGGCGUGCUCUCGGUCCCAGAGAUCACCAGUCAUUCAGCCCGGCUAACAUGGACCGUCCCAGAAGGAAGCUUUGAUUCUUUCUCAGUCCAGUACAAAGAUGCUGAAGGAAGACCCCAAGUGCUCCCUUUAAGAGGAGAUUCCCGUGAUGUCAUCGUUUCCAAUCUAUCACCUUCUCACAAGUACAAGUUCAAUCUUUAUGGUAUCAUUGGAAAACAGCGCCUUGGACCGGUCUCUGCCCAAGUGUUCACAACAGCUGCCGAAACAUCUGGGCAGGUUGACGAAAAGAAACAGCCAGAGGAAAGCACAGGCAAGAGCAACCUGCCCAGCCUUGGAGAAGUCACUGUUUCUGAGGUCACUCCUGAUUCCCUUCUCCUCUCCUGGAGCGUCCAGGAAGGAAGCUUUGACUCCUUCAUUAUCCAGUACAAGGAUGCUUCAGGCAAGCCCCAGACGGUACCCGUUGACGGAGCCACGCGCUCCCUCCAUCUCUACAACCUCACAGCUUCACAGACGUAUGAAUUUGACCUGUUUGGAGUUUCUGGCUACAGGCACCUUGGGCCUCUCUCAGUUCACACUGUGACAGAGAUAUCCGAAGGAGAAAGGAACGUUGAGCCCCAGCUAGGAGGUCUCUCCGUCUCUCGGGUCACCAACAACUCAGUGGCUCUGUUCUGGACGGUGGCUGCCGGGAAUUUUGAUUCUUUCCUGAUCCAAUACAAGGACUCUGAGGGCAAGCCCCAAGUCCUGCCCCUCAAUGGCACUUCACGGGACAUCACCGUCACCGGCCUGGCGCCUUCUCACAGAUACAAGUUCAACCUGUACGGCCUGAAUGGGCGCAAACGCCUCGGUCCCAUUUCUACCAAUGCCAUCACAGGCCAAGGCACCCAACCCCUCAAGCUGGGAACCUUGUCAGCUCAUAACAUCACGUCGGAAUCCCUUCUUCUGUCCUGGACUGUGGAAUCUGGGAAUUUCGACUCUUUCAUCAUCCAGUACCGGGAUGACGCCGGCAAAUCCCAAGCAUUGCCUGUAGAUGGAGGUUUGCGAUCGCUGCGCUUCCAUGACUUGGUCCCUUCGCACAGAUACAAGUUCAACCUUUACGGGGUCUCCCGUCGCAAGCGCCUGGGCCCCAUAUCAGUGGAGGCUGUUACAGUCCCAAAACCUUCAGGGCUGCAAGUUGCUCCUCAACCCAAACUGGGGAAACUCUCUGCUUCUGACGUCUCUGACACAACUCUCCGUCUGACCUGGCGGGUCUUGACUGGAAAAUUUGAAUCCUUCAGCGUCGAGUACAGAGAUGCCGAGGGCAACCCCCAGGGGUUGUCGGUAGACACCAAUGCCCGGGAUGUGGUGAUUUCCAACUUGGUGCCUUCCCACAGAUAUAAGUUCAACCUCUAUGGCAUCUCUCAACAGAAACGCUUUGGUCCUGUCUCUACAGAAGCUGUCACAGCUCAAGGAAAGGACUUGGAGGCCAAACCCAAAUUGGGUGAUCUCUCCAUCUCUGAAGUCACCAAUGACUCUGUCCGCCUUUCAUGGACUAUCUCGUCUGGGAAAUUUGACUCUUUUUUCAUCCAGUACAAAGAUGCCCGAGGGAACCCACAAACCGUGCCUGUUGGUGUGGACUCCUGGACAGUUUUCAUCUCCAACUUGAUACCUUCCCACAAAUACAAGUUCAGCCUCUACGGUCUCUCUGAGAAGAAACAGUUUGGACCAGUCUCGAUCGAUGCUGUCACUGCAGCUUUCUCAGAAAGCACCAGCGCUCCAGCUCCCUUGCUCGAUCAUCUUGUGGUCUCUGAAGUGACGUCCACGACUCUGCAGCUCAGCUGGGAUGUCCCAGAGGGGGAAUUUGACUCCUUCCUUGUGAGAUGGAAAGACAGUUUGGGAAGAGGCCAAACGCCAGCCCAAGAAGUUAAAGUGCCUGGGGACGAGCGCUCCGUCACCCUCCAAGGACUCACACCCAGUACCAAAUACAGCCUUACGGUCUACGGCAUCAAGGAUGAGUCAGAAGUGGCCGAUAUCAGCACUGGAGCAAGGACAAGCGGGCUAGAGCUGGAUGGUCCCCAGGACUUGCGGUUCAGUGACAUUCGUGAGACCUCUGUGGUAGCCAACUGGAGACCCCCCUCCUCUCGCAUUGAUGGCUACAAAGUUUCUUUCCAGCCUUCAGAUGGUGGGGAGCCCAAAAGCAUUGUAGUGGAUGGAUCUGAACUCAGGACACUCAUUGAGGAUCUGACUCCUGGAGCCAGCUAUGAGGUCACUGUAAUGUCUAUCCGUGGAUUUGAAGAGAGCGAGCCAUUGGUAGGCUACAUCACUACAGUGCCAGAUGGGCCUUCCGAUUUGCGGGCCGUCAAUGUAACUGAUACCUCCGCCAUGCUGACGUGGCAUCCCGCUGUGGCUGAGAUGAACAACUACAUUGUCACGUACGGACCUAUCACUGGCACCGGCUCACAGGUCUCCGAAUCAGUUCCAGGAAAUCGUGUCCAGCUUCAGCUGUCAGAGCUACAAAGGGACAUGGAAUAUUGGGCCAAUGUCUAUGGGGAAAAGGAAGGAAACCGAAGUUCUCCCAUCAGCGCUACUUUCACCACUGGAGCAGAUGGGCCCCGGGACCUGCAUGCUACAGAAAUUUUCCCUCGCAGUGCGCGUCUCACCUGGUCACCUCCUGGUGUCCCCUCCGAGGGGUAUCUGUUGAGUUAUGAGACCCCCGAUGGACAAUCAAAGGAGAUCCCUCUGGAUGCUUCCAUCACUUCAUACGAACUUCAAGAUCUGAUUCCUUCAAGCCGGUACCAGGUCCAAGUCCAGGCAGUGAGGAGGGGCACACCAACAGCUCCCAUCUCCACAUCCUUCACCACUGGGCACCUGACAUACCCCUUCCCUCGGGACUGCGCGGAAGAAAUCCAGAAUGGGCCAGGAGCUUCACGAGUAACAACAAUUUAUCUAGGGGGCAACCAGGAACGUCCCUUGAGGGUGUUCUGUGACAUGGAGACAGACGGAGGAGGCUGGAUUGUCUUUCAACGUCGGAUGAAUGGUGAGACAGAUUUCUGGCGGGACUGGCAAAAUUAUGCUCUUGGCUUUGGCAACCUCACCCGGGAAUUUUGGCUAGGAAACAAUGCUCUGCACCAGCUGACCUCUUCAGGGGACUACGAGCUACGCGUGGAUCUCCGUGCCGGGGAUGAGUCUGUCUAUGCCACCUAUCAGAACUUCCGUGUGGACCCUCCAGCUGACCAUUACCGCCUGCACCUGGGCAGUUACCAUGGCACAGCUGGUGAUGCCUUAAGCUACCACUCAGGGAGUGUUUUCUCCACUCGGGACCGGGAUCCGAAUCGGGUCAUCAUCCCCUGUGCCAUUUCUUACCGUGGGGCAUGGUGGUAUCGCAACUGCCACUACACCAACCUCAACGGGCUCUAUGCUAACAACCGUGAUCAACAGGGUGUCAACUGGUUUAACUGGAAAGGAUUUGAGUUUUCCAUUCCUUUCACUGAGAUGAAACUGCGGCCCAGCAGCUUCCACCUAUUGCAGCGGUCCUGAGCGGGACGUGGGGAUGGACUAAGGGAGAGAGCGGCGGAGGCAAAGCAGCGACAACAGUGGAAAAUCCCAGCAACGAACCCCCUUUUGCAACAGGAUACCUCACACCCGGCCUUUGUUCUGCUUUUCUGGCCCAACCUGAGGAAAAAGAGGAACGUGUCAAAAACAAAGGCGGACACUGGAAAAAGAAAAACCUUUGGAGACUUCAGAAGAUCCACUUCACUCAAAAGGAAGAGAGAGCUCAGAAAUAGAAUUUCAGAGGAUAAAAGGAAUUAAUCUGAACAUAGGUAGUCCUCAAUUUACAACUACUAUUGGGAGCAGGGUUUUUAUUAUUAAGCAAGGUGAGUCACGGCCGAUUUUAUCACGGUUGAUAAGG
Pseudonaja textilis is the source of this 13535-nucleotide messenger RNA. Lineage: Eukaryota; Metazoa; Chordata; Lepidosauria; Squamata; Elapidae. The record is from RefSeq and is a predicted model, not a curated record.